Molecule: messenger RNA, 699 nt
Organism: Trichoderma virens Gv29-8
Lineage: Eukaryota; Fungi; Ascomycota; Sordariomycetes; Hypocreales; Hypocreaceae
Exons: 2
Coding region: 1-699 (232 amino acids)
Biological process (GO): aerobic respiration; riboflavin biosynthetic process
Cellular component (GO): mitochondrial intermembrane space; cytosol
Molecular function (GO): 3,4-dihydroxy-2-butanone-4-phosphate synthase activity
Source: RefSeq, a predicted model, not a curated record
AUGCCUUCCUCCACCAUAGACCAGAGUCAAUUCGACUCCAUCCCCGACUCCAUUGAGGCCUUCCGUAUAGGCGAGUUCCUCGUCGUGCUCGACGACCCGUCCCGCGAAAACGAGGCCGACCUCAUCAUCGCCGCCGACGCCAUCACCACCGAGCAAAUGGCCUGGAUGGUGCGGCACUCGUCAGGCCUCAUCUGCGCGCCCAUUACCCACGCCCGCGCGGCCGCCCUUGACCUGCCGCCCAUGGUCCAGCACAGCCAGGAUCCCCGCGGCACCGCCUACACAAUCUCCGUCGAUGCCGCCGACCCCUCCGUCACCACCGGCAUCAGCGCCCACGACCGCGCCCUCGUGUGCCGUGUUCUCGCCGAUCCCGCCUCAACCGCCGCCAGUCUGCGUCGUCCCGGCCACGUCUUGCCUCUGCGCGCUGCCCCUGGCGGAAUCCGCGCCCGCAACGGCCACACCGAGGCCGCCACCGAGUUCUGCCGCCUUGCCGGCAAGGCUGAGGCCGGUGUCAUCUGUGAGAUUGUCGACGAUGGAGAGGAGGUUCCCGGCCAGGCUGUGCGGAAUGAACCUGGCAUGCUGCGCGGCGAGGCUUGUAUCGCCUUUGCCCGGAAAUGGGGCCUCAAGGUCUGCACCAUUGCUGACCUGGUAGCCUACGUCGAGAAGACGGAGGGCAAGCUCCCGGUCAACGGAUCAAAUUGA